Messenger RNA from Lutzomyia longipalpis, 4073 nucleotides. RefSeq names its product transmembrane protein 164. The transcript has 4 exons. The record is from RefSeq and is a predicted model, not a curated record. NCBI's taxonomy places the organism in Eukaryota, Metazoa, Arthropoda, Insecta, Diptera, Psychodidae. Bases 464 to 1390 code for a protein of 308 amino acids.
GCACAACGAUGGUACGAAUGCUCUCACCUGGAGCCUAAAAAAGGCUGAUUUGUGAAGUUUUUUCUCAUUGCUGGUGAAUUCUUUCAUUUUUCUCCCUGAUUUCCAUGUCCAUUUAAUCCCAAAUUGGCUUCCUCAUCAAGCCACACAAACGGCAAUAUUGCAGUUCAGUAUUAAAAAUGAGAAAGUUCGCGUGAUUAAGCGACAUGUGAAUUUUGCAGAAAAAUAUUUAAAAAUAAAAAAGUCUCUUUAAGGGCUUUCAAAUCAAAAGAAGGACAUCCCGACGUAGGAUUUGAAAGACUCCACUGUGGUGGGAAAAAUGUUUCUUUUGUGAUUAAUCUGCGGAGAUCCUUCGAAAUUAAAAGGAUUUUGUGAUAAAGAAAAAAAUUCUCUUCAGAAUUCUCCCAAGAAUUUGGGACUCGACGGUUAGUGAAACUUUCAAAUCGAGAGGACUCCCAACGUAAAGAUGGACUGGGGUUGGUCAUAUGACGGCGUCAAUGCGUCCGUGCCGCGAAAUUGUGGCCCCGAAUGUGCGGCAUUCCUCUCAACACGCCGCCAAUGGUGCGAAAGCAUUCUCGUAACCAGCCUGAGUCUUUGGACCCUCCGCUGGGGUAUUUUACACAUCAAGCAAAUCCCAAAGCCCAUCCAGAAGACACAAGACACCGCCCCGUGGCUCAAGCAAUUGCUCCUUGUUAGCAUGACGCUGACUUUUGGGCUGGAAUUGGGAUUUAAAUUUGCCUCGAGGACCGUCAUUUAUGUCCUCAAUCCAUGCCAUAUCACAACGAUUAUUCAGAUCUACUUGCUGGCUGCUAAACCGAGCAAUUUUGUAACAAUAAUGUUCCGCAUUCAAAUGAACUACCUAAAUGGACCAAUGUUGGCCUUCCUCUUCCCUGAAACGGAUUCAAGGCAGGUGACAAUGGAGGUCACCGUCUACUGGAUCCAACAUGGUCUAAUGUUCAUUAUUCCUGUGUACCUGUUACGCUUAGGAGGUGCUUAUACGAUGGAACCACUAACUGACAUCAGUUGGAAUGUGAUAAGUUACUCUAUUUGCUUAAUAUAUCACUUUGUGAUCCUCGAAUUGUUUGCCGUUCCAACGCAGGUGAAUUUGAAUCAUAUGCUGUGCCCAGCUCUUUUGGAUCCUUUCACAGGACCUAGCUAUCGCCUGUGGGCGGUCCUACAUCAAGCCAUUCUGUGUCCACUCCUUGGCAAAAUCUACUAUUGCCUCUUUGCACCAACGCCACCACUUUCAAUUCAACCAAUUAUCGAUACGGCAACAAUGUACUGUGAUAAAGCCAUUCCUGGCAAGGACAUUGAGCCUACGCAGAAUGGUCCUAACACAAUUGUAGCGCCGAAGGAGGGCGCUGCCGCUGGGAAAGGCGCGAAAAGUGAAUAGUUAGUGUUUAAUUAUUCAUUUUUUUGUAGACACACGGCAGUGUUCUCGUUCCCAUUUUGGCGUGGAUUUCAUUUUAUUUUUUCUUAUCACAACUCAUUAUUGUAUUGUAAAUCCACCCACACAGCGUGCUGAACAUUCCCCCUCCACGUACUCUCUGCACGUGGAUGGAGAAAAUUUAAUCUAUUAUUAAUAUUUAAUCACUAAAAAUGAAACAUUUUGUGAGUAAGAAAAUAAGUCUUUACGAAGUAUGACAAUAUAUUUAUCAGAAAAAAGUGGAGUUUAGUUAAAAAGAAAAUGAUGUAGAUAACAGAAUUUAAAAAAAAAGGAAUAUCAGUUAGCAAAAUUCAAAAACUUAGAAUGAAAAGAAAGGAUAGGAAACCUUAAAAAAAAACAUUUAAAAAAAUCUUUAGCGUAGUAAUUUAAAAUAAUUUUGAGGAGGUAGCCUUAAAGUCAGUAUUUCAUAUUUUAUACCUCAAUUGAGAUGAGAAAAAAACAUUUUAUAAAACAGGAAAAAAUGAGUAUAACAUCAAGUUUUAAUGCCUUAAUCAAUUAUGCGAACAUUUAGCAAUAUUAGAAGGAUUAGAAGUUAUGGAAGAAUUUUUUUUUGAAAAAGAAUCUAUUUCCUUUUUUUCUUUCAAUUUUGCAUUUGAGUUUUUGUUGUGUGUUUUAGUAAUUAAGCGUAGAUAUAUUAAAGUGUAAUUAACUAAUUAAAGUGCAGAGAGAAGCUUUAGCUGAUUCAAUUUAAAAGAAAAAUAAAAAUAGAAUGAUAAAAUAAAUGUAUAAUAAAAUGGAUAAAAUGCAACAAAUGGGGAGAUUAAUGAGCGUUAACCGCGUUAACAUAUUGGCACCCACUUGACGUUGCAAACGGUGCUAACUGAUUACUUUGACAAUUUAUUACACUGUAAUAAAUUACCUUUUGUUAUUUUUGACAUUAAACCCGGCUGACAAGUCUAUUGCUAAAUUUAUUAUUUUUUCGAAUGAUUUUCAGUUAGUUUUUUCAGGGAUUUAAGCCGAAAAAUUAAAUAUAGACGCAAUUCAAAUUAACCCUUUCACCCUCUUUGGGUCUUACCUUGACGCAAAUGUGAAACAUUUUAUAUUUUUCGCAUUAAAAUUAAUAAAAUUGUUUUUUCAAGUCAAAAAUACAUUGAAUGUGGCCAAAGAAGAUUUCAUUACAGAGAAAUAUCCUCUGAAAGCAUCUAUAGAAUAAAUAUCGUGAUAAAAAGAACGCAUGUUUCAAUGUUUCUGCCUUUUACGUGAGCAUUGAAGAGUUAACAUUAUUCCUUUGACGUCCACGUAAAACAUUGAAUCAUUGAAACAUGCUCCUGAUGCUUUUAGUGGGCAUUUUUCAGUCAAAACGUUUUCUUUGACCUAUUCUACGUAAACUUACAUAUUUCCAAUUAAAAAAAAAACUUAAAGAGUAAUUAAAAUGUUUCACGGGUAAGCCUAAGACUAAAUAUUCCUAUAAGUGUUAUAUUGAGCUUUCAUCUUUACGAAAAAAGCGAUAUCCAAUGAAAACGCCGCUUUCCUUGAACUAUCAACCAAUCACAGCUGUUCUUUGAGCAAUAUGUUUUUCUUUUUAUUUAUUUACUUUUCAUUUUAACUUUAAUUGUUUUUAUUUGAAUUUACGUCCUUCUUCAGUUCAAAGCGUAGAAGAAUAAAAGUACAUUGUUGGGUCAGACGGGCUUAAUUUUAAAAGAGGGUGUAAUUAAUUGGUUACACAUGGCGUAAAAAAUACAUUUUGUACGUUAAGUUUUAAGUUAAAACAUUCCGUCUAUUUAAAAUCAAAUUCCGAAUAUUUACGUAAAGGAAUUAUAAAGUUUUCUAAUAAAUUCAUAAAAUUCUUGAGAUCCUUCAAAAGGAGUCCAUGCAUUUUUGUUAAUGUGUCAUUCGAUGAUUUUGAUGAUAGAAUUCUCUGCCUAAAGAAAAUUCCUAUAAACCUAUAUCAGGGUGCUAUGACAUACGUAUUGUUGAUAAAACUUUAAUAUUAUAUUUUAAUUAAACUUUACACAGAAAAGCCCCUCCCGAAAGGUUGAUAAGUAAUCAACCAAUCAGAGAAUUUUUUAUUCUUCUUCUUAAUCAUUUAACUUUCAAAAUUAAAUUUUAAAUGCAAUUUUAUUGGUUAACAAAACUCUCGUCAAAUUCCUUUCAAAAUGUUGGAGCCUUUGUGCAAAGUUGUUUCAAACAACAAGUACUUUCCCUCCCCAUUUGUUUGCAAUAAAUUCAGCCGAAGAAGAACUUCUUUGGAUAACUUUUCAACAUUCUUAACACAUCAUCUCUUAACAUGCCAACGAAAUGCUGCAAUUAAUCAAAUGACAAUUUCUUAUUCUGAAUAAAGAAUUGUAUGUAUAAUAUUUAUUAAAUUACUAAAAUAUAAAUAAACAAGAAAAAAAUAUAUUUUAUGAUGCUAAAACCCUCUCAUGCAUUUCCUGUGGUGGCUAAAAGACAUUGCGAGGGUGGUUGUGAUAGGCAAAAACCCUCUUUGUGGAGAGAAAAAUGAGCAAUUUGUAGGUAAAAAUAAAAUUAAAAAAUAAUUAAUAAAUAUUUAAUCUUCACGCGAUAAGAGUUAUAAAAAAAAGAACCUGGAUUGUUAAUAAAUUAUAUUUAAUUCCUCCCCACCCCCUUCCCUCAUUCCCCCUAAACUAUGAAAUAUAUACAUGUAAAUAAAGACGUAUUGAAUUAUUUA